Molecule: messenger RNA, 6178 nt
Organism: Canis lupus familiaris (dog)
Lineage: Eukaryota; Metazoa; Chordata; Mammalia; Carnivora; Canidae
Gene: SLIT2
Product: slit guidance ligand 2
Exons: 38
Coding region: 10-4614 (1534 amino acids)
Biological process (GO): negative regulation of cell growth; retinal ganglion cell axon guidance; negative chemotaxis
Molecular function (GO): Roundabout binding; calcium ion binding; heparin binding
Source: RefSeq, a predicted model, not a curated record
CGGGCGAAGAUGCGCGGGGCCGGCCGGCGGGCGCUGCCCGUGUCGCUGGGGCUCGUGCUGCUGAUCCUGGGCGAGGCGGCGCCGCAGGCGUGCCCGGCGCAGUGCUCCUGCUCGGGCAGCACCGUGGACUGUCACGGGCUGGCGCUGCGCAGCGUGCCCAGGAGCAUCCCCCGCAACACCGAGAGGCUGGAUUUGAAUGGCAAUAACAUCACACGGAUUACCAAGACAGAUUUCGCUGGUCUUCGACACCUAAGAGUUCUUCAGCUUAUGGAGAAUAAGAUUAGCACCAUUGAAAGAGGAGCAUUCCAGGAUCUUAAGGAACUGGAGAGACUGCGUUUAAACAGAAAUCACCUUCAGCUGUUUCCUGAGUUGCUGUUUCUUGGGACUUCGAAGCUGUACAGGCUUGAUCUCAGUGAAAACCAAAUUCAGGCAAUUCCAAGGAAGGCUUUCCGUGGGGCAGUUGACAUUAAAAAUUUGCAACUGGAUUACAACCAGAUCAGCUGUAUUGAAGAUGGGGCAUUUAGAGCUCUGCGGGACCUGGAAGUGCUCACUCUCAACAAUAACAACAUUACUAGACUUUCUGUGGCAAGUUUCAACCAUAUGCCUAAACUUAGGACUUUUCGGCUGCAUUCAAACAAUCUGUAUUGCGACUGCCACCUGGCCUGGCUUUCUGACUGGCUGCGCCAAAGGCCCCGGGUUGGUCUCUACACUCAGUGUAUGGGCCCAUCCCACCUGAGGGGUCAUAACGUAGCCGAGGUUCAAAAACGCGAAUUUGUCUGCAGUGAUGAGGAAGAAGGCCACCAGUCCUUCAUGGCUCCUUCUUGCAGCGUCCUGCAUUGUCCAGCCGCUUGUACCUGUAGCAACAAUAUCGUAGACUGUCGUGGGAAAGGUCUCACUGAGAUCCCCACGAACCUGCCAGAGACCAUCACAGAAAUACGUUUGGAACAGAACUCAAUCAAGGUCAUCCCUCCUGGAGCUUUCUCACCAUAUAAAAAGCUUAGAAGAAUUGACCUGAGCAAUAAUCAGAUCUCUGAACUAGCACCGGACGCUUUCCAAGGACUACGCUCUCUGAAUUCACUUGUCCUCUAUGGAAAUAAAAUCACGGAACUCCCAAAAAGUUUAUUUGAAGGACUGUUUUCCUUACAGCUGCUAUUAUUGAAUGCCAACAAGAUAAACUGCCUUCGGGUAGAUGCUUUUCAGGAUCUGCACAACCUGAAUCUUCUCUCCCUGUACGACAACAAGCUGCAGACCAUCGCCAAGGGGACCUUCUCACCUCUCCGGGCCAUUCAGACCAUGCACCUGGCCCAGAACCCCUUUAUUUGUGACUGCCAUCUCAAGUGGCUGGCGGACUAUCUCCACACCAACCCCAUCGAGACCAGUGGUGCCCGGUGCACCAGCCCCCGGCGCCUGGCAAACAAAAGAAUCGGACAGAUCAAAAGCAAGAAAUUCCGUUGUUCAGCUAAAGAACAGUAUUUCAUUCCAGGUACAGAAGAUUAUCGAUCAAAAUUAAGCGGGGACUGCUUUGCAGAUCUGGCUUGCCCUGAAAAGUGCCGCUGUGAAGGAACCACAGUAGAUUGCUCCAAUCAAAAACUCACCAAAAUCCCAGACCACAUUCCCCAGUACACUGCAGAGCUGCGUCUCAAUAAUAAUGAAUUCACAGUGCUGGAAGCUACAGGAAUCUUCAAGAAACUUCCGCAGUUACGUAAAAUAAACUUCAGCAACAACAAGAUCACAGACAUUGAAGAAGGAGCAUUUGAAGGAGCAGCUGGUGUAAACGAAAUCCUUCUCACGAGUAACCGUUUGGAAAAUGUUCAGCAUAAGAUGUUCAAGGGAUUGGAAAGCCUGAAAACGUUGAUGUUGCGAAGCAAUCGCAUAAGCUGCGUUGGCAACGAUAGCUUCAUAGGCCUGAGCUCUGUGCGGUUGCUUUCGCUGUACGAUAAUCAGAUCGCCACCAUCGCGCCGGGGGCGUUCGACACCCUGCACUCGUUGUCCACCCUAAACCUGUUGGCCAACCCUUUUAACUGCAACUGCUACCUGGCUUGGCUGGGCGAGUGGCUCAGGAAGAAAAGAAUUGUAACCGGAAAUCCUCGCUGUCAAAAACCAUACUUCCUCAAAGAAAUCCCCAUCCAGGACGUCGCCAUUCAAGACUUCACGUGUGACGACGGAAAUGACGACAGUAGCUGUUCUCCACUCUCGCGCUGUCCCACGGAAUGCACGUGCUUGGAUACAGUUGUCCGAUGUAGCAACAAGGGCCUGAAGGUCUUGCCCAAAGGUAUUCCCAGAGACGUCACUGAACUGUAUCUGGAUGGGAACCACUUUACCUUGGUUCCCAAGGAGCUCUAUAACUACAAACAUCUAACGCUUAUAGACCUGAGCAACAACCGCAUAAGCACUCUUUCUAAUCAGAGCUUCAGCAACAUGACCCAGCUCCUCACCCUAAUUCUCAGUUACAACCGUUUGAGAUGUAUUCCUCCUCGAACCUUCGAUGGACUCAAGUCUCUCCGAUUACUUUCAUUACAUGGAAAUGACAUUUCUGUUGUGCCUGAAGGUGCUUUCAGUGAUCUCUCUGCAUUAUCACACCUAGCAAUCGGAGCCAACCCCCUUUACUGUGAUUGCAACAUGCAGUGGUUAUCGGACUGGGUAAAGUCGGAAUACAAAGAACCCGGGAUUGCUCGCUGUGCCGGCCCCGGAGAAAUGGCAGAUAAAUUAUUACUCACGACUCCCUCCAAAAAAUUUACAUGUCAAGGUCCUGUGGAUAUCAAUAUUCUAGCUAAAUGUAAUCCCUGCUUAUCAAACCCAUGUAAGAAUGAUGGCACCUGUAACAAUGAUCCAGUCGACUUUUAUCGCUGUACCUGUCCGUAUGGUUUCAAGGGGCAGGACUGUGAUGUCCCAAUCCACGCAUGCAUCAGUAACCCGUGUACACAUGGAGGAACUUGCCACUUAAAGGAGGGAGAAAAAGAUGGAUUCUGGUGUAUUUGUGCCGAUGGAUUUGAAGGAGAAAAUUGUGAAGUCAAUGUUGAUGACUGUGAAGAUAAUGACUGUGAAAAUAACUCUACGUGUGUCGAUGGAAUUAAUAACUACACAUGCCUUUGUCCGCCUGAGUACACAGGCGAGUUGUGUGAGGAGAAGCUGGACUUCUGCGCUCAGGACCUGAACCCCUGCCAGCACGACUCCAAGUGCAUCCUGAUGCCCAAAGGAUUCAAAUGCGACUGCACGCCGGGGUACGUGGGCGAGCACUGCGACAUCGACUUCGACGACUGCCAGGAUCACAAGUGUAAAAACGGAGCGCACUGCACGGACGCGGUGAACGGCUACACGUGCACCUGCCCCGAAGGCUACAGCGGCUUGUUCUGUGAAUUCUCCCCGCCCAUGGUCCUCCCACGCACCAGCCCCUGUGACAACUUCGACUGUCAGAACGGGGCGCAGUGCAUCGUCAGGGCGGGCGAGCCAAUCUGCCAGUGUCUGCCCGGCUACCAGGGGGACAAGUGUGAGAAGUUGGUCAGCGUGAACUUCGUGAACAAAGAGUCGUAUCUUCAAAUUCCUUCAGCCAAGGUCCGGCCCCAAACGAACAUCACCCUGCAGAUUGCCACCGACGAAGACAGCGGGAUCCUCCUGUACAAGGGCGACAAGGACCACAUUGCCGUGGAGCUGUAUCGGGGACGGGUGCGCGCCAGCUACGACACCGGCUCGCACCCCGCUUCUGCCAUUUACAGCGUGGAGACGAUCAAUGAUGGAAACUUUCACAUUGUGGAACUACUUGCCCUGGAUCAGAGCCUGUCCCUCUCCGUGGAUGGAGGGAGCCCCAAAAUCAUCACCAACUUGUCAAAGCAGUCCACUCUGAAUUUUGACUCUCCACUCUAUGUAGGAGGCAUGCCCGGGAGGAACAACGUGGCCGCGGCCCUGCGCCAGGCCCCGGGGCACAACGGCACCAGCUUCCACGGCUGCAUCCGGAACCUGUAUAUCAACAGCGAGCUCCAGGACUUCCGCCAGGUGCCCAUGCAGACCGGCAUCCUGCCCGGCUGCGAGCCGUGCCACAGGAAGGUGUGUGCCCACGGCGCGUGCCAGCCCAGCAGCCAGUCGGGCUUCACCUGCGAGUGCGAGGAGGGCUGGACGGGGCCCCUGUGUGACCAGAGGACCAACGACCCCUGUCUCGGGAACAAAUGUGUGCACGGCACCUGCUUGCCCAUCAACGCCUUCUCCUACAGCUGUAAGUGUCUGGAGGGCCACGGGGGCGUCCUCUGCGACGAAGAGGAGGACCUGUUCAACCCCUGCCAGGCCAUCAGGUGCAAGCACGGGAAAUGCAGGCUCUCGGGCCUGGGCCAGCCCUACUGCGAAUGCAGCAGCGGGUACACGGGGGAUAGCUGCGACCGAGAAGUGUCCUGUCGGGGCGAGCGCGUCCGGGACUACUACCCAAAGCAGCAGGGCUACGCGGCCUGCCAGACCACCAAGAAGGUGUCGCGGCUGGAGUGCAGGGGCGGCUGCGCGGCCGGGCAGUGCUGCGGGCCGCUGCGGAGCAAGCGGCGGAAAUACUCCUUCGAGUGCACGGACGGCUCGUCGUUCGUGGACGAGGUGGAGAAGGUGGUCAAGUGCGGCUGCAGCAGGUGCGCCGCCUGAGCCCCUCGGAAGCGGGCUCUCCUCCUCGGCCGCGGACUAGUUGACGCUUCAGAGUGGAGAUAUUUGAAAUAUAUUGUAAAAUACAGAACAGACUUAUUUUUAUUAUGAGAAUAAAGACUUCUUUUUUUUUCUGCAUUCGGGAAAAGAAAAAUGCAUUGAACUAACGCUUCCCCGAUGCUCGGGAAGCAUGGAGAGCGAGCGAGAGCGAGAGAGAGCGAGGCCGACCGACCGACCCGCAGGAGGCAUCAGCACGACGGGCAGCAUCGCCCCCACGAGGUCACCUUGGCAGCGCGCUGGAGGCCACAGGAGCUCGGGGACAGGGCCGGGCCGGCCUGCGCCGCCGCGACCUCGCCCGGGCCCUGGACCCCGUGUGCCCUCGUUCACGUCUCUGUGGUUCGUGAGGACAGACCGAGCACGUGUGUGUGUGUGUGCAUGAGGAUGCAAGGCCGAGGAGCGGAACUCUAGAAUGCCCAGAACGGGCGUUUUGAGAAAUAUUUUGUGCAAAAUAGUGUCCUGAAGACCUGGGUUCUUUCCGUGAGAGAGAUGGGAGUGCUCAAAUAAGUUUUACCUUCGUUUUAAACGUCAGCAUGUUAGCAGAAGAAGCACACAAAAGUGUUUAUCUACCGUUUUCCAGUAUUAAUUUUUUUGUAAUAUAAAUGAUAAAGGAGAUGAUAAAGAACCAAUAGAUUAUUGAUAAAUAAAUUAGUAAUAAUAUGAAUUUUUGUUUCUAUGAGUUCUAAACAGCCCUAUACAGUAUUCAGUUUCAAUGAGAAAUAUUUAUUGUAUCAAAGUACAUUGUACUUAACAUUUUAGGCCAUCCUUUUACUGUUUCUCAAUGCUUUAAUAUAUAUUAAUUUAUAAUUGUCCUGAUAUUUUUGUAUAUUUUUCAAACUUAAAAAUCAGGAUCUUCGGGGUUUUUUGUUUUGUUUUGUUUUUUGGUUUUUUUUGGCAAUAGUACUAACCUAGGGUGUUAUCUUGGGAUAAAUACAUGUUGGUCUGUUUGUUUACCUUGACAUCUGACCACUGGUGUCACCGACCUACUGGCCUCAUUCAGGACACCUGCAGAGAGUAUGUAAAGUCUAUGUGUGAGACGGUCAUUGUACAGGAAGAAGUGGCCCGCCCCUCUGCAGCAUGUCCUCACAGAACAGAAACGGUGUGUAGCAAUGGACACUAGAAAAGUAGAUAUUUUACAAAUUAAUAUUUCCUUGACAUUUUUUGCCCUUUUAUUGGGGGUGGGGUGGGGAGAGAGAAGGCUGUAAUGUCAAGAACUGUGAUUUUUUUUUUCCCCAAACAAUAAAGCUCCUUGAUUACCUUAAUGUUCCCAUGUUAACAUGUUUGCUGCUAAAUUACGAUGUAGAGUUGAUAAUGAUUUAGAGUGGACUGUGCUCUUCCCUUAUUAAAAUCCCAGGGUACCCUGUGACGAUGCAGAUGUUUCCUUCCAAAAUCUUUUUUUACACAGAAAAAUUAGAUGUUCAUGUAUAAUUCAGUGUGCUUUGUCUUUCUCCAGACUAAUAUCAGUUAUACUACUGAUGUUUGUAAAUUAAACAGAUAUUUACUUCACUAA